Messenger RNA from Tinamus guttatus (white-throated tinamou), 1318 nucleotides. The record is from RefSeq and is a predicted model, not a curated record. Lineage: Eukaryota; Metazoa; Chordata; Aves; Tinamiformes; Tinamidae.
AUGAUCUAUUUUGAUAAUGUGGCAGCUAUUGAUUUUUAUUAUUUAGACACUAACCUCAUUAGAGUUGAGCUGAGAAGGUGUAAAUGCGGUAACACUUUCAAUUCUUUCCACAGACAGUACUACUGGUAUGAUGAGCGGGGAAAGAAGAUCAAGUGCACUGCUCCUCAGUAUGUUGACUUCGUCAUGAGUUCAGUGCAGAAGCUAGUGACAGAUGAGGACGUCUUUCCAACAAAAUACGGCAAAGAAUUCCCAAACUCAUUUGAGUCCUUAGUGAAAAAGAUCUGCAAGUACCUGUUCCAUGUGCUGGCCCAUAUCUACUCCUCACACUUUAAGGAGACUUUGGCACUGGAGCUGCACGGACAUUUAAACACACUCUACACACACUUUAUCCUAUUCAUCAGGGAAUUCAACCUGGUGGACCCUAAAGAGACCACCAUCAUGGACGACCUCACGGAGGUCCUCUGCAGCAGCAGCGGGAGUAGCAGUAACGGGAGCGGCAAUGGGAGCAGCAACAGCGCAGGAGCACAGAACCACGUGAAAGAGAGAUGAGCCUUCCUACAGGAUCAAAACUAACAUUAAAGACAAUAUUAUAUAUUUUGUAUGUAUAUGUUCAGAUAUACAUACAGGCAUACACAACAAUGAAAGCUGAAAGAAAUUAUGCUGCCACCACAGGACGUGUAGUCAUAUGGGACUGUACGGAGCUUUGGUUUAAUGCCAGCUGGCGAGAAGUUGCACCAAUCUUAUUUUAUUUUCUGUCCACUCCUUCUACCUGUUCAGAUGGAUGAUGAGUGCUGUUUUUAGAGAAGAGCCAAGCUUGAGAGUGGGGCCACUCUUACUUUUGUUUUGUUUUUGUUUUGGUUUUUCUUUCUUUGGUCUUGAGUGCAAGCCCUCUGUCUUUCCAGGAUGGUGGUCCUGGCAUUUUAAAAAUAUCUAUUAUAUUAUAAGAAGUGACUUUUACUUUGAAGUGGCUUAAAAAUGCAGAUUUGUUUGUUUGUUUUUGGGGGCGGGGGGUUGUUUUUUUUGGUUUGGUUUUACAUAGACUGCCCCUCCCCAUGCCAAAAACUCCUCAGUCAAGUGCAUCUUGCCCUUUGCUAGCUUGGAAUGGGAAGAAACUCCUGGCUUGACUAGAGUAGCAGCUAUUGGGUUGCUACAGGUUGAGAGUGGGUGUGAUCCUCCAGUUGUCCCCUCUACCUGGCCACAACCCGUGAACAUGCAAGAUGAUCCACAAGCCUUUCUGCUUAUUGCUCCUACAACAUAUAUACUCUCCUCUCUGCUUCCCCCUGUCCUGCCUCCUGUUCCUGCAGGCACAUACCUCUGU